AACAGCUGGUGCGCGUAAGUGGAAAAAUUUUAGACAGCCUGUUAUUUCACCAGAAAUCUACGCAAAUUUUUGGCCAUAAUAAAGCUAAAAUCUUUCAAAUAACGAUGAACAUUAAAAGCUAGAUCAGACAUCGCCUGUUCUCUCUGUGGUCUAUUCAACGAUUUUGAACGUGUUUAUUUAGUUUUUUUUUUACCUUUCGAUUAUGGAUCCAUCCGAUUUUGUAUUGGGUGGUUUUGCAUCGGUGGGAGCAACAUUUUUCACCAACCCCAUAGAAGUCGUCAAAACCCGCAUACAAUUGCAAGGUGAAUUGGCAGCCCGUGGUACUUAUGUGGAGCCGUACAGAGGUAUUGUAAAUGCUUUUGUAACGGUGGCUAAAAAUGAUGGCUUAAUCGGUUUGCAGAAGGGUUUAACACCAGCUUUAUAUUUUCAAUUUAUCAUAAAUUCAUUUCGUUUAAGCAUUUACAAUAUGGCUUUAAACAAAGGUUGGAUGCACACAAAAACGGGUGAUGUUUCAUUUGUGAAGGGUAUUUUCUGGGGGGCAGCUGGUGGUGCCAUUGGUUCCUAUUUCUCUAGUCCUUUCUUUAUGGUUAAAACACAACUACAAUCUCAGGCCGCUAAACAAAUCGCUGUCGGCUAUCAGCACCAGCACACCGGCAUGAUGGAUGCCCUUAAACAAAUUUACAUUAAACGUGGUAUCUUUGGUCUCUGGCGUGGUUCAAUGGCUGCCAUACCACGUGCCGCCAUCGGCUCUGGCGCACAAAUUGCCACUUUUGGCAAAACGAAAUUCUUGCUCAAAGAAUACGACCUCGUCACUCAGCCCGCCUUGAAUUCCUUCUGUUCCGGCCUCAUAGCUGGUUCUAUAAUGUCGGUAGCCAUCACACCACCUGAUGUCAUUUCGACCCGUCUCUAUAAUCAGGGUUGGGAUGAACGUGGCCGUUACAAUGGUUGGCUGGAUUGUUUUUUGAAGAUAUGCCGCUCUGAAGGUAUUUAUGGUUUGUACAAGGGUUUCUGGGCCAACUAUUUGAGAAUAGCACCCCACUCGACUUUAGUUUUAUUGUUCUUUGACGAAUUGUUACUUGUCCGCGACAAGUAUAAGGAUGAAGAAGGUAUUUUACAGUUUAACUUUAAAUAAGCCAAAAGAUGAAAACCAAAAAAAAAAUAGAAAAAAGAAAUAAUGUGCAAUUUGUCUAGUUUUUAGCUAAAAUUUUUAUGUAACUUGAAUUUGAUUUGCUAAAUCAAUUGCCAGUUUUGUUAGUCCAGUUGUAUAAGUACAAAAGAAAUUUUUUUCAAAAAAGAAUUUUUGUAAUGUAAGCUUUAUAUUUAGUUUUCUUUUUGUUGCUUUUUUGCCUAUGUUGUUUUUUUUAUAUAACAAGUGCCUUUUUUUAAUUAAAAAAAACACAAAAAAAUUGUAAGUGUACAAUUAAGAUUGUAUCGUAACGUAUCUGUGUAUUUUAAACUUCCUGUAGUUAGAAACAUUUUUAAAAUGAACCUGUCUAACAAUAAAUAUUAAAAAAAAAUACUCCUGAAAGAAAAUGUAAGAAAAA
Calliphora vicina (urban bluebottle blowfly) is the source of this 1544-nucleotide messenger RNA. RefSeq names its product solute carrier family 25 member 35-like. The transcript is spliced from 4 exons. The record is from RefSeq and is a predicted model, not a curated record. Lineage: Eukaryota; Metazoa; Arthropoda; Insecta; Diptera; Calliphoridae. Bases 203 to 1132 code for a protein of 309 amino acids.